AUGCAGAGGGCGAUUCAGAAUCUUCUAGACAUCAGGAGAGGGAAGUAUCCGAACAAAGAAUUCAUUACACCUGAUUGUUCGCAACCCCGGAAUAUCAGCGCUCUACGGAAACAAGAUUGCGCAAUGAGUUACUGCGAAACCUUGACUCUUACCGAUCAUAACACCGGUAAGUUUUUUUACAGGGUCGUCGGGUUAAUCUAACAGUAAUUGAAAUCGUAUUUUAGCCUCUUCUUUCACAAUUCGUGGCUGUGCGGAGAAAUUGGGAGCCGUGGAUGACUCGGUGAUGGAGAAGCGAGGCGACAACACUUGUAAAAAGUAAUAUACUCCAUUAUUUAUACUGAAUAUUACUGAAGAAGCCUUGUAAUGUCAUUAUUUGCAGGCUCCACGAUUCUGUCGACCUCCAGGAAUGUAUUUGUAAAAGCCGAAAAUUCUGUUAUACGGGUCCAAAACGACGGAAUCUCGGCUAUUCCGAGGAGGCAGAAGCCACUUUCUUGGCGCCUCAGGCAAGAUCGAGUGGUGUUGGCGGGAAUCUCAUAUCUUUUGCCAUGAUAUUGUACAUGAUGUUGUUGUUGUUGUAG
Molecule: messenger RNA, 578 nt
Organism: Bursaphelenchus xylophilus (pine wood nematode)
Lineage: Eukaryota; Metazoa; Nematoda; Chromadorea; Rhabditida; Aphelenchoididae
Source: the annotation of a GenBank genome assembly